CUUUAGUAAAGUAAAAUGGCGACAUCCGUAAACGAUGACUUUCGGGAUGUAACUGCGUCACUUAUAAGUAGUGACAGUGACCAGGACGUAUCAAAGGCACAUGAUGAAGAUAAAUUCAAACCAAGGAAAGCUUCUUUUGGUCUGUCUGUUUUCAAUUUAAUGAAUGCUGUACUGGGCAGUGGUAUUCUUGGUCUUUCAUAUGCAAUGUCUGAGAGUGGUAUUGUAUUGUUCAGUAUUCUCUUAGUGACAGUUGCCAUGGUAGCUGCAUAUUCUUUACAUCUGUUAUUAAAAAUGUGUGCUGUAACUCAAGUCAAGUCUUAUGAAGACAUUGGACAGAUUGCACUGAAAAGAACUGGAAAAUUUCUGGCUGCAUUUGCAAUACUUUUACAAAAUAUUGGAGCUAUGUCUUCCUAUUUAUUUAUUGUGAAAAACGAACUGCCGCAUGUGAUACGAACAUUCAUGAAAGCACCGCCCCAUGUAGAUGGUUGGUAUUUAAAUGGUGAUUACUUAGUGUUACUGAUGGUCUUAAUUAUCAUUACUCCCCUCGCAUUGCUUCCAAAUAUUGGUUUUCUUGGAUACACUAGUGGCUUCUCUGUUCUUUGUAUGGUAUUCUUCACGACAGUGGUUAUUCUCAAGAAAUUCUCAUUUCCUUGUCCGAUACCAACAGAAGAUUGGAGUAAUGUAACAGCAACCAAUUUAACACAGGAGUACCUCUUGAGUAACUCUACAUGGGUAUCUCCAGCAGUCGUGACUAUAGCAACAGCGUUUGUGCCAACGACAUCUACAAAUAGUACUCCAUCGGAUGAUGGUGAUUGUGAACCUAAAUUAUUUUCUCUCUCUCUCAAUACUGCAUAUGCUGUGCCAACCAUGGCCUUCUCAUUUGUUUGCCAUACUGCUGUGCUUCCUAUCUAUGAAGAAAUUAAAAGACCUUCCAAGGCACGGAUGCAGAGUGUGGUAAAUAUCACUAUACUCAUCUGUUUUACCCUCUAUCUGUUGUCUGCUUUAUUUGGAUAUCUCACUUUCUAUGGUAAUGUAUCUACUGAGUUAUUGGAAGGUUAUACGUUAUAUAAUAGACAUGAUAUUCUAAUGCUGAUAGUUAGAUUAGCCGUCUUAUUUUCUGUCACUUUGACAGUCCCUCUGCUACAUUUUCCAGCAAGAAAAGCACUGACAGUGUUGAUAGCGGGUAAUAAACCGUUCUCUUGUCUUAGACAUUGUUUACUGACGGCAUUUCUAAUCACUCUGAUAACAGUCUUGGCAUUAUUUGUUCCUGAUAUCAAAGAAGUUUUUGGUUUUGCUGGUGCCACAUCAUCGACAGCACUGGUAUUUAUUUUACCUGCCAUAUUUUAUUUACGUAUUGGUAAAGAACCUUUCAAAUCUAGAGAAAAGAUUAUGGCAUUGUGUUUGUUCAUCCUUGGGAUAUGUGUGUUUCUACUGAGCCUCACUCUUAUCGUCAUUGGUUGGGCAACUGGAUGACACAGCAGCUUGAUUGGACAAACCAGAGGCUGAACAGAGAUACUGCUGAAUAUACAUUGUUUUCUUCCAUCUUAUUUGUAUAGUUAAAUGCACAGGUAUCCAGUCAUAUUUAUCGUCAGCAUCCACACUUUGGUGCGAUAAACGAAAUGCACACACUGCUUCACCCCAUUGCUGUUCUGAGAAAAAGGACAUUUGCAUAAAUGAUUUGAACUCAGCUUAGCUAAUUUUUA
Saccoglossus kowalevskii is the source of this 1703-nucleotide messenger RNA. RefSeq names its product putative sodium-coupled neutral amino acid transporter 6. Lineage: Eukaryota; Metazoa; Hemichordata; Enteropneusta; Harrimaniidae. The record is from RefSeq and is a predicted model, not a curated record. Gene Ontology annotation, molecular function: L-glutamine transmembrane transporter activity. Gene Ontology annotation, biological process: L-glutamine transport; amino acid transmembrane transport. Gene Ontology annotation, cellular component: plasma membrane.